UGAAGUAAAAUGAAAGUAAAUUCUGAAAGUAAUACGAUCAACAGUUUUCAUUUCAAACCAUUGUGAUUGAUCCGCAAUUUGUCAUUUGGUGUUUAUGACAUAAGACUCUAAAUAUGGGAGUCCACGGGUUGUGGCAUCUACUUCAGCCAACAGGGCGACCCGUUUCCUUACAAUCACUUGAGGGGAAAGUCUUAGCUGUUGAUGUGAGUAUUUGGCUGCAUCAGGCAGUUAAAGGAAUGAGAAACAAGGAUGGGAGCCCAAUAUCCAAUGCCCAUUUGCAUGUACUGUUCACCAGAGUAUGCAAACUUCUCUACUACAAGAUUAAACCAGUGUUUGUUUUUGAUGGCAGAGUACCAGAGCUCAAGAAGCAGACAAUGGCCUCAAGGAGAGAGAAGAAGAUGAUAGCUGAAGUGGAAGGAGACAAAGCAUCAAAGAAGAUACUGGACAAUCUAUUAAAGAGCCACGCUCUGAAGGAGGUUAUGAAGAAAGGCCAUGCUUCAACAGACAGCAGUUCAAGCGUGUCGCAGCCAUCCACAUCCAGCCAAUCACAACAGAGCGCACAGAAACCAGAUCUGUUCCAGUUACCUCCCCUGCCAGAGGAGUUUGCAAGAGCCCAAGAAAUUCAGCCAUGGGAAGAGCCCACUACAAAUGCAACCAUUUUUGAGGAUGAGUAUCAAAAUUUGGAUGACGUAGAUAUUGACUCGGCUGAGUUUAAAAGUUUACCAGCAGAGGUUCAGCAUGAGAUUUUGAGUGAACUCAAAGAGAGAAGGAAAAGACUCACUAGGUACUCGAACCUGAAGCUGCCCAAGGAUUCCAAUGAUUUCUCCAGUUUCCAGAUGGCAAAAUUACUAAAACAAAAUGACCUUUCAAAUAAAUUGGAGGAAGUGAGAAUGAAAAUGACUAAACAGAUCUCAGGUGAGAUAACUCAGGACCUUGGUGAGCAUGCAGUGGGAACCGAGAUACAGGCUCAGAGAAUUCUGUCAGACGACUCUUCACACUUUAUCCUCAUUAAGGGAUUAAGUAACAAACGAAAGUUGGAGGAGCUAGACAAAAUUAAGGAGGAAGCAGAGAGGGAAGAGGAAUCCGAGAGGGAAGAUCUCAAAAAUGGAGAGAGAAUUGUGGAGGAUGAUAAAGUUAUGAUUGAUCUUGGAGAAAAUGACUCUGAAUCAGAAACUUGUGAUGGUUAUAAAAAAAAUGAGCAUUCUAAAGAUAUGAGCAAUAAUGUGGAAUCUCAGAUUUCAAGAUUUACUGUUGAUGAGCCUAUGGAAAAAUCUAUAGGUUGCUCUUCUAAAUCACAUAAACCAUUCGGUGAUUCAUAUCAGGAAAAAGAGAAUGCUGUUUCUGAAGGCAGCAGUAAUUUCAACAGAGGUCAAGAGAGAACUGGUGAACAUGUAAAGCAUGACAAAGACAUUGAAAUCAUUGGAACUAGUUCUGAUGUUUCUAAAUGCAAAAAUGAAAAUUCUAUAGAGAAUGAUAAAACAAAGACUAUCAAAUCUUUACCAAGGGAGGCAAAUCUUAGUGACGACAAUAGCAAAGCAUAUGAAAUUCAUGAGAAAAAUGAUAAAGGUUCUGUGAAUCCAUUAGCACAGAAUGUUGAUAGAAAAUCCUCAAAUCAUGAUCGCAGUGAAUCCAGUGACUCUGAAGAUGAGGGAUUUAUAGAAGUUUCCAUCGACCCAGCAAAAAUAGGUCCAGAUGAGCUGUUUCCAGCAGAUAUAUUUACAACAGCCUCCACAGAGGAAGAAAUCCCCAUCGUUUCAGCAAACAAAGAGGAGCAGCUUGUAGAGGAGCCAUGUGGUUCAGCUGAACGAGAACUCUCACCUGAACCCGAGUACACUCACCUGGUUGAACCAGAACCUAUCCCUACAGAGAUAAGUUCAGAAUCGCCCAAUGAUCUUGUCAAACAGUUCACAGAUUUAGUAGAGAAUGAUGUAGACAGAGUUUAUGAGGAUCUGGAAGUGGAGACUCGCGCUCUACAACAAGAGAGGGGCAGACAGGAGAGACUGGCUGCAUCUCUCUCGGACCAGAUGUACCUGGAGGCUCAGGAUUUGCUGAAGUUGUUUGGCGUGCCUUUUGUGCUCAGCCCGACGGAAGCAGAGGCUCAGUGUGCCUGGCUCGACUCGGCCAAUCUCACAAACGGCACGAUCACCGAUGACAGCGACAUCUGGCUGUUUGGAGGGAGACGUGUGUACAAAAACUUCUUCAACCAAGAUCGUACUGUGGAAUUGUUUAUGAAUGACAGUAUACAGAGCCAGCUGGGCUUGAACCGUGAGAUCUUGAUCAACAUGGCAUUACUGUGUGGGAGUGACUAUACAGACGGGAUUUCAGGGGUGGGACCUGUAACAGCCAUGGAGAUUCUGAGUGAAUUCCCAGCUGCAGACUUCUCUGCACUCCAAGCCUUCAAAUCUUGGUGGGAAGAAACUCAGAAACACAAAAGGAAUCCCAAAAUAAGUAAAAUUCGGUCAAAAUUAAGACAACUGGAAGUUUCUGAAGGAUUUCCAGAUCAUAGAAUUGUGGAUGCCUACCUCAAACCCACAGUGGAUGAUUCUAAAGAAGCUUUUUCCUGGGCUCUGCCUGACCUUGACCUACUAAGAGAAUACGCAAAAGAAAAGCUGGGGUGGGCACAAGUCAAAACAGAUGAGGUGCUUCUUCCUGUCCUACAGAAACUCAAAGAAACUCAGGUACAGACUCGAAUCAAUUCUUACUUUCAACCAGAAAACUUCAUGGAGCCUAAAAUGUUGAAAAGUGUCCGGCUAAAAAGAGCACUCAAAAAGUUCCAUGAUUCUCCGGAGAAAAAACAAACAGGCAGCCAAGAAGAUAGUGAAUCUAAAAGUAAAGAAACAGAGAGAGUUGAUGAAAAAACAAAAAGAGCAAGGGUUGUGAAAAAUCUAGCAGCAAAACAGUACACAGAGAGCAACAAAAGCAAUUCAAGACCUCGAGGUAAAGGGUCCAGAGCCCCCAGAGGAAGAGGCAAGGGCAAAGCACCUGCUAAGAAAGUGGAGACCAUGAGGAAACCUGUGUAUAAAGAAGAAGUGAAUUUGUCAGAGAGCAGUUCUGAUGAUCAAGGUGAUGGUGUAGCCAAUGAUGACGAUGAUGACAUGCUAGCCAAUUUGGACUAUGAAAGCUGGCAAAAGUGAGAAAUUGACUCCUAAAGUGUACAUUCAUCCUGUGGGAUUUUUUUUUUCAAAUUGAUCUAGAGAUAUACAUUAUAUGCCCAUUUGUAUAAAAAAAACUAUUUAUUUACAUGUAUUUAUGUAACAUUGAAGAUCAUGUUGAAUUCUAUACAAUCAUGAGAAUGGACAAAUCUUCAAAAUAUUUAAUUUACAAUUUAGUUGUAUAUUGAGUACACAUCUAGUUGAUUAGUUUACAUGUAUCUCCAGUUGUCUUUCAUGAUCAAAUCACAACUUACAUUUAUUUAAUAAAUUAUUUGAUAAUAAACUGAA
Molecule: messenger RNA, 3440 nt
Organism: Magallana angulata
Lineage: Eukaryota; Metazoa; Mollusca; Bivalvia; Ostreida; Ostreidae
Product: DNA excision repair protein ERCC-5-like
Exons: 14
Coding region: 114-3134 (1006 amino acids)
Biological process (GO): nucleotide-excision repair
Cellular component (GO): nucleus
Molecular function (GO): single-stranded DNA binding; DNA endonuclease activity
Source: RefSeq, a predicted model, not a curated record